CUCCCGCAGAACACCCAAGGAGCAAGUCAAGAUGCCUCCCCGCGCCCACUCCAAGACCUCUCGUGUCCCCCGCCGACCCUUCGAGUCUGCCCGACUUGACUCCGAGCUUAAGCUCGUCGGCGAGUAUGGCCUGCGCAAUAAGCGUGAGGUCUGGCGAGUCGGUCUGACUCUGUCCAAGAUCCGUCGUGCUGCCCGUCAGCUCCUUACCCUCGACGAGAAGGACCCCAAGCGUCUCUUCGAAGGCAAUGCCCUCAUUCGACGUCUCGUCCGUGUCGGUGUUCUCGACGAGUCCCGCAUGAAGCUGGAUUACGUCCUGGCCCUCAAGAUCGAGGAUUUCCUUGAGCGUCGUCUCCAGACCUGUGUCUGGAAGCUCGGUCUCGCCAAGUCUAUCCACCACGCCCGUGUCCUCAUCCGCCAGCGUCACAUCCGAGUCGGAAAGCAGAUCGUCAACGUUCCUUCUUUCAUCGUCCGUCUCGACUCCCAGAAGCACAUCGACUUCGCUCUUACCUCGCCCUUCGGUGGUGGCCGUCCCGGCCGUGUCCGCAGAAAGAAGGCCAAGGCCGCCGAGGGCGGUGAGGGUGGCGAGGACGAGGAGGACGAGGAGUAAAUGCAACCAAAAAUGCAAAAGCGGCUCUCCCUGUCUAGGGCACUUGGUGAUGGGAUACCACUCAUGGGAAGGGGAUUCUCUUCAUAGCUUGCGGCGUUGGCCAGAGGAUAAAAAUGGAAUGAUUUCACCGGAUAACGACAAACAAAACUUUCCCGGUGUCUCUCCUAACUGUGUAUAUGAAUCCCAUGAAACCUGAAUCCAAUUACGACAUCUACCCA
This is a messenger RNA of Fusarium graminearum PH-1, 825 nucleotides long. RefSeq names its product 40S ribosomal protein S9. The transcript has 4 exons. Gene Ontology annotation, cellular component: cytosolic small ribosomal subunit. Gene Ontology annotation, biological process: positive regulation of translational fidelity; translation. NCBI's taxonomy places the organism in Eukaryota, Fungi, Ascomycota, Sordariomycetes, Hypocreales, Nectriaceae. Gene Ontology annotation, molecular function: structural constituent of ribosome; rRNA binding. The coding region runs from base 32 to 607 and encodes 191 amino acids. The record is from RefSeq and is a predicted model, not a curated record.